Molecule: messenger RNA, 3405 nt
Organism: Telopea speciosissima
Lineage: Eukaryota; Viridiplantae; Streptophyta; Magnoliopsida; Proteales; Proteaceae
Exons: 5
Coding region: 1-3405 (1134 amino acids)
Molecular function (GO): RNA-DNA hybrid ribonuclease activity; nucleic acid binding
Source: RefSeq, a predicted model, not a curated record
AUGGGUGGUUUUAGUGUUGUGGGUAUCAUUCCAAUUCUUAUCGUUAUUGUUGGUGUGAUGAUGGAGUAUUCGUCACCUUUGGUUUAUGGCAAGAAAGGAAAUGUAACCAUGAGAGUCCUGAACACGAUAGGUCCAGGAACGAAAUUGCAUUUGCAGUGUGAAUCAAAAGACCAAGAUCUGGGAGAGAAGGCAUUGGAUUACAAGCAGGAAUAUUCAUGGGUUUUCGCUGAUAACCUGGGUGCCACUUUUUAUAAUUGUGAUUUCUGGUAUGACAGGAAUGGUGUUUACAUAGCUUCUCAUGUAGAAGUUUAUAACCCAAAAAGAGAUACCCUUUGCGAGGACUGCCUUGUUGAUGUUGCACGUGAUGGUGUUUACCUUGUAAACAAUCAGCACUACUACGCAAAACAGAUAGAUUGCUUUGGUAAUAAUCAUUUCAAAAUUAAGGAACUCAAGGAAGAGUUGGAGCAGCUACAAAGUCUCCCUAUGGAUCGUUAUUCUCAAGAUAAGAAGAACGCCAUCAUCUUUGCUCUUGAAAGGGAGUUGAAUAGAGAAGAAAUUCACUGGAAGCAAAAAUCAAGAAUUGAUUGGCUUAAAAAAGGGGAUCGUAAUCCAAGAUUCUUUCAUGUUUUGACUCUUAGAAGAAGAUACAAUAACAGAGUUUUGAAGCUUAAGAAUCCUGAUGGGUCUUGGACUUCUUCUGCAAAUGAAAUGGAAUCGGUUCUUUGUGACCACUUUAAAGAUAUCUUCAAAGAGGAACCUAUGGAUAUUUCUGCUGUUGAUGAAGUUCUUCAAAGCGUGAGCCCUGUUAUUUCUAUGGAGAUGAAUGAAGAGUUGAUCAGAAUUCCUUGUAUUGAAGAGGAGGAUAUCUACAAAUUCGUGGUGAAUUUUUUCAAGAAUGGUAUUUUCUCACCUGAUUUGAAUAAAACUCUUAUUUGCCUAAUUCCUAAAGUGAAGGAGGCUGAUUGUGCUGACCUUUUUCGGCCCAUCAGUCUGUGUACGGUUAUGAUGAAGCUGAUCACAAAGCUCCUAACUGCUAGACUCAAAAAGAUUCUGGAUAUGGUUAUUGAUCCUUCUCAAUCUACAUUUAUUCCUGGCAGGUAUAUCUCUGAUAAUAUUCUUAUUGCUCAUGAGUUAUUUCAUUUUAUUAAAAAAAGGAAAAUGAAUACAUCCUCUCAAUAUAUGGCUAUUAAACUUGAUAUGCGUAAGGCAUAUGACCAGGUCAAUUGGUAUUUUAUCGAGCGACUUCUUCUCAAAUUGAGCUUCUCAGUUGCUUGGGUUCAAUUGGUCAUGUCAUGUAUCAAGUCUAUUUCUUAUAGCCUAUGGUCGGAAAGUGAGCAUAUUAUUCCUUCAAGAGGAAUCCGUCAAGGAGACCCAUUAUCUCCUGCCAUUUUCAUUAUCUAUGCUAAAGCGCUUUCAACUAUUAUCAGAUCUGCAAUCAGUAAAGUAGAUAUUCAUGGGAUUCGUAUUCGGAAUCGGGGUACUGCAUUUUCUCAUCUUUUAUUUGCAGACGACUGUUUCCUUUUCUGCAAGGCACACAUUGAUGAAAUCUCAGCCUGGAAAAAUAUUCUUGAUCUUUAUUGUAGGGCCUCGGGUCAAGAAAUUAAUUUGAAAAAAUCUUCCAUUAAUUUUAGUCCCAAUCUCUAUUCCCGGCUCAAAAGAUGGUUCGCUCGUACCUUGAAAAUACCAUAUGGGGAUGGUCCUUCAAAAUAUUUGGGGGUUCCUACGGACUUUGGAAUUUCUAAGAAGAUUCUAUUUCAAAAUACAAAGGAUCGAACUCUUUCAAAGCUUCAAGGCUGGAAGAAGUCACUACUCUCUUCAACUGGAAAAGAAGUAUUACUUAAGUCCUCUGCUCUUCCAAUGGUAAAUUUUGCUUCUUCGCAUUUCAAGCUUCCUAUUUCUCUUACUGAUGAGAUUUCCCAAGCUUCUUCCAAUUUUUUCUGGGAAGAUGAUUCUGAUAAAAGUAAAAUUCAUUGGGUUUCUUGGGAGAGUAUGUGUAGAUCGAAACAGAAAGGUGGUCUGGGAUUAAGGGAUCCUCACACAACCAAGCUCUGCUGGCGCGCUAAAUUGGGCCAUCAACCUUCUUGGGGUUGGCGUAGCUUGUUGGAAGGUAGGGAUCAUCUCCUUCUUGGACUUAUUUGGAUUGUUGGUAGAGGUGAUAAAAUUUCAGUUUGGAAUAAUAAUUGGAUUCCCUCUUCUCUAAAUUUUAAAGUACAUUCUUUGAAGCCCGAAAAUUGCAAUAUUGAAAAAGUUUCUGAUCUCAUUGAUGCCCGAUCAAGAUGCUGGAGAUUAGACUUAAUCAAUGAAAUAUUUUUACCAAUGGAUGGGAUCGAAUGCUAUUCUGAAAUUCGGUUAAGCCUUUAUCCCCAUGAUGAUAAACUUGUGUGGGGUACUAAACAGUCGGGGAAAUUUUCAGUCAGAUCUAUGUACCAUCUCCUAAAUAAUAGGAGAGCAGCUUCUAUUGUGGACCACCCCAAUUCUUCCUCAGAUCCUAAAGCAUACCACUUGAUGAAAGAAUUUUUUUGGAAACGCAUUUGGCAUGCUCAUACUCUUCCUAAAAUUAAGCUCUUUAUAUGGAAGUGUUGUGCGGAUGGGAUUGUUGCUGGUGUCGGCCUAAUUUCUAGAAAUAUUCCUAUUAAUCCUUCUUGUCAAAGAUGUGGAGCAGAAAUGGAAUCAGUGGGUCAUAUUUUCCUCAAUUGCCCUUUUUCAAAAGCUGUUUGGUUUGGCUCGUCUCUUUCUCAAAAGGUCAAUUUUCCAUUGCAAGUUACUAUGAGCGAUUGGUUUCAAGCAUGGCAUCCUUUGUUUUCUGCGGAUAAGAAGAUGGCUCAAGAUUUAUUUUCUCAAGCUUCAUUUUUAUUAUGGUAUAUCUGGAGAGCUAGAAAUGAUAUUAUCUUUAAAAACAAACCUUGGUCGCCGUUGGAGGUUAUUCAAAUGGCGGAAAAAGCUUUCGUAGAAUUCCAGCUUGCAAAUAAUCCACCUUACUCUACUCAUACUCUGGAGCCAAUUCGUAUUUUGGAUUCUAUUUCUACUCAUAGUUGGAUUCCUCCUACACCUUCUUGGGUUAAAUUGAAUGUUGAUGCAGCUUGGAGUAAAGGAUCUAAGAAAGGUGGUCUUGGAAACGUUAUAAGAAAUCACUUUGGCCAUCCUUUCUUGGCUUAUUCGGUUGGUGUUAAUUGUGACUCUGCUUUCAUUGCCGAGGCCGUUGCUAUUCGGUCUGGCCUUCUUCUUGCUGCUAGGGGUGAUUUAAAAAAAGUCUUGGUGGAGCCAGAUUGUUAUUCAUUAAUUCAACAGCUAUCAUCUUCUGAUCCAGAGCUUGCCAUUCAGAGUAUUCAUCAUGAUAUUGUUCAGCUUCAGAAAUCUUUUGAUGAUUGCUCUUUUUCUUUUGUUCCAAGUUUAUAUGUGAAGUGA